AUGAGUGAGAACUUCUCUGAUUCCAAGAUCGGGUCAAGAAGCAGCCUGAUGUCCAGUGUCCAGCCAUCUCUCUUAAUGGACACUGCUUCUUCUAGGCCAGGCGACAAUGAGACCACAUGUGACACAGGCAACAUAUCUUGCUGCAGUAACCAAGAAGAACUCUGGAACUCCAUGGACACAGCUCAGAGUAUAACCCCCAGAUACUGUUUCUCUGGGGAUACUUUCUGCGUAGAAACCAUCACAGAAGAAGAAGACAUUUGGAAGGAAGUGAACAUCACCCAGGAAGAGGCCUUGAAUGAGCAGGAUAACAUCUCACAAGAAACAACAAUAACCCAGGAAGAGUCUGUCAUAGGGGAAGUGACCAUUAACCAGGAAGAAGAUAUCACACAGGAAGCAACCAUAACCCAGGAAGAGGACAUGGCACAUGAAGGGACCAUCACUCUGGAAAUGACAAUGAACCAGUUAGCGACCCUGACUCAGGAAGACAGCAUCACAAAGGGGGAGGCCAUCACCCCUGGCCAGCCUGAGGAUGCUGACCCAGCUUCCUCGCGUAACCAGAGGGGCCCUAGCUGGAAGGGGGUCAAGAAAAUAAUGGUGAAUGGCCUCAGACACCUGUGCAGCUGCCCGACAGCUGCUAAGAGAAGCCAUGACUCCAGCAAGACCCUGGCUCCAAAGAAACAGGAUCCUGCAGUCACCCACAGAACCAGCCAUAUCAAUGAGGACUUAAUCAUGGAGCAGGGAAGGGAGGCCUGCUACUCCUGUGAGGAGUCCUUCAUGACUGACUAUAAGAUGACAAUGACUGUGGGCAGUGGACAUUUUUCUGAGGUGAAAAUGGACUUCCAUGUUCUUACUGUAACUUGUGUGGCUGUAAAAGUUCUUCGAAUGAAGAACGCCUUGCUUGUUGCCAAUUAAGUCAGUAUCUUGAAAUCUCUCCAGCAUCCAAACAUCAUUAAGUUGUUUCAUGUGGUCCAAUCCAGAGACACCACCUACUUAGUGAUGGAGCACACAUCACAGGGAGAUCUUCUUCGACACAUUCUGGAACUGGGGUCCUUAAAGGAGAGCGAGGCACAAAGGCUAUUUACCCAGAUUCUCUUUGCAAUGCAGUACUGCCAUAAUAACCAUAUUGCCCAUAGAGACAUUAAGGCCAAUAACAUACUACUCGACUACAGGGUUAAUGCCAAGUUGUGUGAUUUUGCCUUGCUGGCUAAAAUGACCCGAGGGCAGAAGCUGAGUGAUUUCUGUGGCACUCUGCUCUACUGUGCCCUGGAACUCUUGGUAGAGAAGGCCUAUGAUGGCUGUGCCAGUGAUAUUUGGAGUUUAGGUGUGCUCCUCUUCCUCAUGGUGGUCGGGCGCUUUCCCUUCUGGGCUAGCUCUUCUGAAGGUGUGAGGCGUCAGAUAGUGGCUGCAAAUUUCACAAUACCUCAGCAUGUUUCCAUAGAUAUUUUCAAUGUCAUCGUCGAAAUGCUGAUGUUCAACCAGGACAGGAGGCCCACCAUUGGCCAAAUCAUGAGGCGCCCCUUGAUUGGUUUUCACCACCUAUUUCCACACAGAAAUGCCCUGGCACUGUGA
Molecule: messenger RNA, 1569 nt
Organism: Cricetulus griseus (Chinese hamster)
Lineage: Eukaryota; Metazoa; Chordata; Mammalia; Rodentia; Cricetidae
Source: RefSeq, a predicted model, not a curated record